AUGGCUUUGCUUGCUGGAUUUGUAAUUAUUAACUUUGUUUUACUCGGAACUGUUUAUUCAAGCACGUGUAAACCAUUUCAAAUAAACAAGGAUAAUCUUAAUAAAGCAUUAAUUGGUCAUUCCGUGCGUGAAAUUAACGAUACAAAUCAUCAAGAGUGUGCACGGACAUGUAUGUCAAUGUCUGUAUGUAAAUCUAUUGACUAUGACAGGCCGGAGAACAUAUGUAAAUUAAACGGUGCUAACCGAUCAUCUGUUGAUCCAUUGGAGUUUGAGACCAAAACAAUGGUUGGAAGCUGUAGUUCAAGGCCGUGUAAAGCCAACCAACAAUGUUAUCAAAAAGGGGCCUCACAUGUCUGCAAAUUAAUAAUCCCAUGGACAUGUAAAGAUGUCAAACUAUGUAGACCCUCCUACACUGAUGGUGAAUACUGGCUAUAUUCGAGAGUCCUCGGAAGUCAUAUGGUCAAAUUAUACUGCGCCGGAAUGUCCGCAGAAGAACCGCUAGAGUACAUUUCAGUAAAUGAAAAAGACAAUUAUGGAUUCAGUGCUGGGAAUCUGGGGUCAAAGAAAGGUUUGACGAGAUAUCAGAAAAUACGUGUCGAUCUCAUGGAGGGGAAAAUUAUACGUAAUGACACCAUAUUUAGUACAACUUGUACACAAGAUAUUUCUGAUCUUCCCCCGCUACCGUAUGGAAGAGGCGGCGGUUGUAGCUGUGAGUAUUGUGCGAAAGGAAAUUUCAGUAUCUCGUUGCAAGGCACAGGGCUGAAAAUCAGUAAAGAGGUAUACAUAUUCCAUCUUUUAGGCUACAUGAUUUCUGAUGAAGACUUUAUGAUUGGCUGUUAUUCAGCGACAUUUUGUUAUGAAAGUACGAACGUACCUAAGUUUCGGCUUUGUCCGAAAAACAAUCAAUGCCAUUCCGUGACGAUGGCCUGUAAACAAAAAUGUUUAAUGACUACAAACACUAAUAGAAACAAGCCUAAAUUACAUUUAUGA
Ruditapes philippinarum (Manila clam) is the source of this 990-nucleotide messenger RNA. RefSeq lists its product as uncharacterized. Lineage: Eukaryota; Metazoa; Mollusca; Bivalvia; Venerida; Veneridae. Bases 1 to 990 code for a protein of 329 amino acids. The record is from RefSeq and is a predicted model, not a curated record. Gene Ontology annotation, molecular function: metalloendopeptidase activity; zinc ion binding. The transcript is spliced from 5 exons.